This is a messenger RNA of Centropristis striata (black sea bass), 402 nucleotides long. RefSeq names its product parvalbumin-like EF-hand-containing protein. The record is from RefSeq and is a predicted model, not a curated record. The coding region runs from base 1 to 402 and encodes 133 amino acids. Gene Ontology annotation, cellular component: cytoplasm; nucleus. Gene Ontology annotation, molecular function: calcium ion binding. The transcript has 4 exons. NCBI's taxonomy places the organism in Eukaryota, Metazoa, Chordata, Actinopteri, Perciformes, Serranidae.
AUGGAGGAAGACUUCCGUCCUCAGGUGAAGAAGGUGGCGGUGGCCAUGGGGGCUUCACUCUCAGACAUCGACAUCGACCGGAUGCCUCGAGGGAUCAGAGCGCAGGGAAACUUCAACUACAGCAGCUUUCUGGAGUACAUGAGGCAGUUCAAGACGUCGGAGCAGAAAGAGAAGGCCAUCAAAGAGGCUUUCAUGAUGCUGGACAGAGACGGCAGCGGAUACAUCGAGUGGAACGAGAUCAAGUUGAUCCUGUCCACUGUACCGUCUGGAACCUCCUCAGCUCCUCUGUGUGAUGAGGAGGUGGAGGCCCUGAUCCAGGCUGGAGACACUGAUGGAGACGGACGCAUCGACUACAGAGAGUUCUCAGACAUGGUGAAGAUGGAGAAGAAACCCAGGAAGUAG